Nerophis lumbriciformis (worm pipefish) is the source of this 855-nucleotide messenger RNA. Lineage: Eukaryota; Metazoa; Chordata; Actinopteri; Syngnathiformes; Syngnathidae. The record is from RefSeq and is a predicted model, not a curated record.
AUGACCUCCAGUCAAGACAUGAAGGCGGGCUCCGCGUUGCAGUCGGGCGGCGAGGACAGGCGACGACCCCCUCUGGACCGACUUCCCCCGCCGGCCAACUCCAACAAGCCGUUGACGCCUUUCAGUAUCGAGGACAUCCUCAGCAAGCCCUCGCUUAAGAAAUCUGCCACAGCUGCCGCCGUCGUAGCGUCGAGCCUCUGCCCGAACAGGCCGAGGGUCUUGGAGAAGGUGGCCGCCGCCAACGCGGCUAGGAACGGCAUCUGUACGCCGUCGUCGCCGCUGUGCGCGCUGGAGGAGUUGGCCAGCAAGACGUUCAAGGGCUUGGAGGUCAACGUCAUACAGGCCGCAGAAGGACGCGAGCACGUGAAUGCGUUCGGCCAGAGGCAGGCGUCGAAGAAGCGACGGAAGUCCCGCACGGCCUUCACCAACCAUCAAAUAUACGAGCUGGAGAAGCGUUUCCUCUACCAGAAGUACUUGUCUCCUGCCGACCGGGACCAGAUCGCCGGCCAGCUGGGUCUGUCCAACGCGCAGGUCAUCACGUGGUUCCAGAACCGGCGCGCCAAGCUUAAGCGCGACUUGGAGGAGAUGAAGGCAGACGUGGAGUCUCUGAAGAAGAUCACGCCGCAGACGCUCCACAAACUCGUCGCCAUGCAAGACGACGUCGACCGCGAGGCUGCGGUGGGUGGCCGAGGCGGCGCGGGAGGAGAGGCCGGAGAAGGGAGCUCUCCGGGCGGAUCCCCGGCCAGGAGCGCCCCCUCCUCACACCGGAUCUUCCCCCAGUCUCCCUCUUCGUCGCGCGGGCAGACCACCGAUGAGUUCUCGGAGGACGACGAGGAGAUCGAAGUGGAUGAUUGA